This is a messenger RNA of Platichthys flesus (European flounder), 6181 nucleotides long. RefSeq names its product phosphatidylinositol-5-phosphate 4-kinase, type II, alpha a (gene pip4k2aa). The transcript is spliced from 11 exons. Gene Ontology annotation, biological process: phosphatidylinositol metabolic process. The record is from RefSeq and is a predicted model, not a curated record. Lineage: Eukaryota; Metazoa; Chordata; Actinopteri; Pleuronectiformes; Pleuronectidae. Bases 861 to 2192 code for a protein of 443 amino acids. Gene Ontology annotation, molecular function: phosphatidylinositol kinase activity.
UGACAGCGGCACACAUGAACCUCAGCGCCGCUGCUGCUGCAGACGGAGCUGGUCACCCGCGCAUCCGAACACCCGCUCCCCGGCGUCUUCAUUCAAACGGGGGCAGCAACAUGUCAGGAUACAGCCGAGUCUCAGCGGACUGAAGCGUAGGAGGAGAGCCGCGCCGCGAACGCUCGCUGACGUUUAGUUAGCCCGCAGGCUAGUGGCAGCUAGCUGCCGAGCGGAGUGCUGCUUUGUGCCGUCAGCUCGCUAGCGAAGCGAAGGUCGGAGGGACUCACGUUAGCUGAUAGUGCGGAGCGGGUGCAGUUCGCCAUUCAGCCCCAUUAAGGUGUCACUUGAAUGGUUUGCUUUGAUGCUGUGCGACAUUUUAUUUUGCUCGUGUAACCCCGCCUUACGUUUUUACCGUUUCAUGCGUUUAUUAAUUUAACGAAAUUUAACGGUUGACGUUUGCCCAGCUAGCUAGCUAGCUAAUCGGCUAUGCUAACGCCAGCUCAGUGAGAGCUCGCUCGCGGGGGUGCGGAGAGCUCCAGGCGGGUCAAGCAGGAGAGGUGACGUGAUGUGGGCUGAGGGAAGCGGCGGUCUGUCAGGAGAAGGACCGCAGCAGCAUUAACUCAAACACGUUGUGUGUGUUUCUCAUACUAAUCCUCGUCGAGGUUCAGGGGCCAUAGCGUCUGUCAAGCUGUGUGCGGGGCGUUGGAUGAAGGAGGUAAGAAUCGGGGCACUUUGAUUUGCGAGCAGGCUAAAUGAACAGUGUCGGUGUCGCUGCAUCGUGAACCGGUGGCCACCGCGCCAGCUUGAAGGGGGGGUCACUCAGUCCAGAUUAUCGCACAGACUGCAUCAACCAGCCAGUUUGCUUUAAGAUGGCUUCGGCGAUCAGCAUUGCCGCAUCCAUUGCGAGCAAGACGAAGACCAAGAAGAAGCACUUCGUCGCCCAGAAAGUGAAGCUCUUCCGUGCCAGCGACCCUCUGCUCAGCGUGGUUAUGUGGGGAGUCAACCACUCGAUAAAUGAGUUAAGCCAUGUUCAGAUUCCCAUCAUGCUCAUGCCAGACGACUUCAAGGCCUAUUCAAAGAUCAAAGUGGACAACCACCUCUUCAACAAGGAGAACAUGCCCAGCCAUUUCAAGUUCAAGGAGUACUGCCCUCUGGUGUUCCGAAACCUCAGGGAGAGGUUUGGCAUCGAUGAUCAGGAUUUCUUGAACUCACUGACACGUAGUGCUCCCUUGAACAGUGAGGCCCAGGGACGGAGCGGGGCCCGCUUCCACACUUCUUAUGACAAACGCUACGUCAUCAAGACCAUCAGCAGCGAGGAUGUGGCAGAAAUGCAUAACAUUCUUAAGAAAUACCAUCAGUUCAUUGUGGAGUGCCAUGGCAAUACGCUUCUGCCUCAGUUUCUGGGGAUGUACCGGCUCACAGUGGAUGGAGAUGAGACCUACAUGAUUGUCACACGCAAUGUUUUCUCCCAUCGCCUCUCUGUCUACAAGAAAUACGAUCUCAAGGGUUCUACCGUGGCAAGAGAGGCCAGCGACAAGGAGAAGCAGCCGCCCCAACCAGAGGAUGCGCCCCCGCGGCCCAAAUCUGGUAACGUUCAGCAAAGGCUGCAAACACUGCGGAUUGCCACGCGCUUUUACUGCGCCAUGAAACACGUAAGAGAUGCCAAGGAGCUGCCCACCUACAAGGACAAUGACUUCAUCAACGAUGGGCAGAAAAUCAGCAUCGACGACGAGAACAAGAAAAUGUUCCUGGAGAAGCUCAGGAAAGACGUUGAGUUCCUGGCCCAGCUGAAGCUCAUGGACUACAGUCUGCUGGUGGGGAUCCACGACGUGGAGCGAUCCGAGCAGGAGGAGGUGGAGAGCGAGGACAACGAGGCAGACGAGGAGGGAGAGAGUGACGGAGGGGGCAUUGGGACGCCCCCUGACAGCCCCAGCAACACGCUGGACAGCAACAAGCCUCUGUCACCUGGAGAGUUUGAUCCCACCAUCGAUGUCUAUGCCAUCAAAAGCAAUGAUAGUGCUCCCAAGAAGGAGGUUUACUUCAUGGCUAUCAUAGACAUCCUGCAGCAUUAUGAUGCCAAGAAGAAAGCUGCCCAUGCCGCCAAGACUGUCAAACACGGGGCCGGGGCCGAGAUCUCCACCGUGAACCCGGAGCAGUACUCCAAGAGGUUUUAUGAUUUCAUCACCACUAUCCUGUCAUAGCCUCCAGGAGCCUACGGGGUCACAGAGGCACACUGGGUGGGGGAAAGGGAGGACAAGUGGGGAGCAGGGCCGAGAAGAAAAGAGAAAAAUUAAACCCACGGAGAGGCUGAAUUAACAAAGUGCUGUGAUGGCUUUGUAUCGCUCUCCCUCAGUCGUUCUCCUCAUCCCUCCCUCUUUGUUUCUCUCUUUCAGUGGGGGUGCUUCGCUCUGCAGCUAAAAACAACAUCAUUCGUUUACAUUUAACCUCUUCCUCUGAGUUUUGUUCAUGUGUUACUUUGGAUGAUAAGUGUGUUAAAAGCAAGUGUUCAAGUCAUUACGUUUUCUUUUAUUUGUUUUGUCUGAGGCUGUUUAUGUUGGAAUAUGGCUGAUUUUUUUUAUUGCCUCUAACAUAACAUCCAGCACCCUGAAUUUUUUUUUUUUUAUAUAUAAAUAUGUUGAUGUUUAUAUUCGUCCUUUCCUUUAUGAAUGCAGGGGUCAGAAUUUGGCUCAAGGUUCCUCUUGCAGAGAGAAAGCUUGAGAAUGAUGUAAAAAAAAUACAAAAAAAUGACGUUGAGGUUGCGACUCGUCUAAUGCAAAUUGAUUUCAGGAAGUAGGAAGCAGUCUUCCAGUAGGCCAACAGCCAAAUGCUGUACGAGUUCUUAGCCUAACAAAUCCUGUUUUGGUUCCUCCUCCAUCGCCCGUCCUUUAAACGCGUCCCCUUCCCUUGACGGCCUGUCGUGUGUACAGAUAAUGAAUUGAACUUCUGGGUUAUCCCCUCGCGACAAACUCAAACCAACAUCCACCAUCGAGACAAAUUCACUCGUUGCAAUAAAUGAUGAUAUGUGUUUCCUAGUCGCACUCUGCGUCGCUCAGUGUUUUGUCCCUUUUGUUGUGAUGUGCAGUUAUUGAUAACGACUGAGGUAAGACAUGCAUCUGUGUCAUUUUCUCUGAAUACGUUGGUCAUUGUUUGUUAAGUCACGGUUUCGGUUCCCUCGGCCGGGAAUGACCCAGAAGGUUCUUGUGGCUGUCUAAGAGUGAGUCGCUAGUCGUUCUGUCUUUCUCACAGUUUCAGAUUGAAACAUCAGCAGCCCUCAACUUUUUGUUGCCAUCAGCACCUUAUGAGUAAAAUCAAAAAAGAAAUAAAGUUGCACUUUUAUGUUGUUAGAGGUUAGGAGCUCUUGUUCUGUUACAUGUGCUGCAACAAAGAGGAAAAGGAACUCAGCUCUCUUAGGUUUGAAUUUUGUAGCCUGAUUUUAAAUCCUGUCUCCUCCAUCGGAUCUUACCAACUGGUACAACUCACAGGGAUUGUUUGGGAAGAAUUCAUAGCAAUGCUAAAAAAAAACAGAAAUCAUUUCUUUUAACACGUCGUUUGCAAGCAAAUCUCUCCAAUCUGUAAUCUGUGGUGAUGUCGUGGCAGGUUUUUGAGAGCAGGCGGCAGUGUGACUGCAUUCAGGACAAACAGAGGAAAGUUUACCUCCAGCAUCGUACCAGCACACACCCAGUGGGGCGAGGUGUGUGUGUGUGUGUCAGUGUUCCGACGUUGUACAGUAGUGAUAACGAACAGAGAGGAGGGAGGUUCGGAAGAGCAGCUGCAGAUGUAAAGAUAUGUUAAGACAUUAACACCGACAGCAUCACUCUCCUCUCUAACCUCAGCUGUGAGUCUGUUACUCGUGUCGUCUGUGUCAUCGUUGUUGAAUUUUUUUUUAAAGGUGGUUUAUCUGUGUUUGAAUUUGGCAGUUAUGAAUUGAUGUGGUAGUAAUUUUUUUGAGUUUGAGGUUGUUGUUUUUUUUUGUAUAUUUUGCACAAGAGGAAAGGAACCAAACGUUACAAAUCUGAUCCCAUUUAGUCUAUACGGUCUUAACAAGGGAAAUGCAAUAUACUCGUGUGUAAGUGAGAAAAGUUGUUGUGCGCGUGACGUUGUGUAUCCCCUCUCGAUAACCAACUAAAACAAGUUAACGUCGUCCUCCUUGACUUAUUCUUACCCAUGCAAAAGCUUCCAUUGCAAUAUGUUUGCUUAGAUAUCAUAGAAUAUAUUCACAAUUAUAUUUUUACAUUGGAUUUUAGUCAUGAAAUAUAGUUGUAUUUAAAAAAAAAUAAAAAUAAAAAAAAAAAAACACAAGGAGCCACACGUGGGAAUGAAUGAUGGUGCUGUGGUAAAUGAAGAAUGAUAGUGCUUGAAUUUAUACAAUGUUAAGUGUAGAUGUACUUUUAAAAGAAAAGUCAUAAAAAAACUGCAUGUCACAGGACUAAGUUUCCUUCGCCCUCUCGUCCGUGUCGUCAGCUGUUCAGGUUCCCGUGCGUCUCCACGUUAUAACCAUAUUUGUGAUCUGUGUUCAGCGUAAAUUGGUCCCUUGUCAUGCUUUAAAUAACUGGUUCUCAUUGUAUACACUGUGCAAGAUGUGUGCCUUUAUACUCCAAAAUGAUUUAAUUUUAUAUUUUCUAAUCUUUUUUUUUUUAAACAAAAGGUAAACGUUUUUUUUAAUAAUAGGGUGUUUUAUUUUGACGUACCAUUACUUCCGACUUAUUUUCAACCGUGUCCCCACUUCAACAUCCCGUCUAUCGUGUGUUUUCAGUUCGUUCGCGUCCGUUAAACAAAACCAUCCUUAAUGAUUGUGUUUUAACCGACAAGUGAAUCGCUGUCUUACAUUUGUCGUCUUCCGUCUCCUCAGACUGGAGCUGGCGUGCGCUGAAGUGAAUCCCUUCUCCGUUCACGCUGCUCCUGCCUUUAUAAAGAGCGUUUUGUGUGUGUGUGUGGAAGUGCAUUGUGGAGUACGUGAUUGUGUUGUGUCACACGGACUGGCGGCUUUUGUGCCCGUCAACAUCUUCCUCCCACUUUCCCUGCAGAUGCAAUCACAUUUUAGGAAUGUGAUCAUUUUUAUUCAAAAGUGCUUGUCCAAAGUUUCACUUUGUUUUCGAUGUCCAAGUUCCAUUCACAUCCUCUUGCUCCUUUACCUCCGUCUGUGUGCGUAACCCGGAUCCCCGCUUGUUGUCAGGGGAGAGGAUCUGCUGAUAUCUGAUCCUGAGUCACUGGUCGAUGUUUCUAUGCUCACUGUAAAUGGGUUGUUUUCUUGUUUUAAUGUUCAUGGGUCGUGUCAUAAAGGAAAACUCUGAGUCUGCUUUGCUCUGUUUAGACCUGGAGGCUUCCUGUAGUCAAACAUCAGCAAAUGUAGAAAACAGAGCAGUGCAUGCUGGGAGAGUGUUGUUGUUUUUAUUUUCCGUUUUGUGCGUUGUUUUUUUUUACCAAGUAACAACUCUGGAUUUCACAUAACAAAGACAAAACCAGACUUUAACUGAUGCAAAUUAAAGACAAUUAUAAUCCACGUGCCCAGCUGCUGUACAAGUCCUCGCUUUCAUGGCGUCUCUCAUGAACAAACUCCUUCACUCAUUAACCAGUUGACCUGCUGCCAGCUUUAACUUGCCAAAAACAAAAAAAAAGCAUCUUUCAGCAAUCACAACCACCCGACAUGAGCUUGAAGAACAUUGUGUUUUUUUCAUGUAAUGUGUCUGUUUGAAAUUAUUUUUUCUUUUCCAACUGGGAGAUGGUUGCAACGCUGAAAAUGCACAAAGUUCUCCAUUGAGUGUAAAGGGAAGAAUUAAAAUGAAAAAAAAUGCACAUGACUGGAGGCCAGGCACGAUCUGCAGAGCUGGAGAAAUGUCCUCUUGGCUUAAAAACAAAUUUAAACUCAUAAACCCUAGUGGAUUAAAGGUAAAAAAAAAUCUCAAAUGGUCAAAACACAAGAGACCAGGAAAUCUUCCCCUGCAGAAAGUGCUUUGACCUCACAACAGCCCUGAGUCCUUUUAGACUAUACUUCUAAAAGACUCAAGCAUUAGUGUGUGUGCGUGCGUGUGUAUUGCUGUCUGACAGUGGUUGGUGAGAGUUCCCUUUCAGUGGCAGAAAAGCCAAAAUGAUGUUGUAUGUUUUAUUGUUCUACACAUUUAAUGAUAAUAAUACACUCCAUUCCAUAAGCCUUCACUCAAACCAAUUAAAGCACUUGUUCUGCUUAACUCAA